UUGGUUUUUCAGUUUUCCUGGACCAAGCGUGAAAAUGUUGUUACGGAAGUUUGCAGUGGUUAUUGGUUUGUUGAGUGUGGCUGUCGGUUAUCCUAGUUAUAGUGAUUUAAGCAAAGCCAUUAUGAGCUCCAUGACAAAUCUAUGGAAUGAGCAACAGGGACAAUCUCCGCAAGAUAAAAUUGAAGCCGAUCAAUUUCUGAUUGAUUAUUUAUAUGAUGGAAGUAGUGCCAGUGUAUCCAAUGAAAAACGAAGUGAUUCCAGGGUUGUUGAAACAAUUCCUGGGAAAACGAAGACCACCGACGUUGCGAAGUCCAACUACAUGAUAUACUCAACGAGAAGAACCAAAUACCCACAAACCCACUAUCCUAAAAAGCAAUCAACUUAUAAUGUAAAAUCAACGAAGAAAGACCGUGGUCCACUUUACCGAGCAUUGAACGGCCCAAAUCCGGUAUCCUUUGAGCGACUACUGCAUUUUUAUGAUUACCUCGAUGAAUCGUAUGAAGAUACCUCAAACUCAGAUCCAAAUUGUACAAAAAAUAUUGAAUCAAUGUUAGGUAAAUUCCUGAAAGCGAUAACAUCCGUUAUCAAGCGUCCAGUUGUGGUCAACACAAAUGUUUGUUGUCCUCAAACUUCACCAGCUCAACCGAAUUCAGACAACUUGGCAAACCCUCAACCUACUACUUCAAAACCUCCUUUGUUAGAAUCGCUUUAUACUAGUCUCGCACAAAAUAGUAGAUAUGCAAGUAAUCAUAAAGAUAUUGUUGAGCAAUUACAUCGACUGCUCGAGUCAAUUGGUCACCCCAGAGAGAAGAACUCAGAUAAAAAAGCAAUUAUUCCUGACACAAGUGAGAAUGUGCCAGUUCAGUCAUUAUCUGAAACUACCCCAAUAUCUACCACGAUAUCCUUAGAGAAAGAGACAAUGCAGGAUACCGAAAAUAGUUUUCCUGAGAGUACGAGCACACUUUUUGACGUAACAAGUACGACUCCACCUAGCCAGAGAACUGUGACGUCUACUAUCGAGGCUAAGUCGGCGGAGACAGAAAUGGAAUUUCCGUCAAUACUGGAUGAUAAUUUUUAUUCUACUCCACCAUCCACACAAUUACCACCAGAAAGUCAAACAUAUCAAACAACUGACACGACUACUGGGGAUGGUUCCUCUGCAGAAGCAGCUACAGAGGCUGAUUCCACUAAGUUAAAACGAAAAAAAACGUCAGCUUUUAAGUAAAAGGCAUCCCAAAAAUGUCAUUGAAUCUUCGAUUGCCCAAAUACUUCAACCAAAGAGCGUGACUACAGCCCCACCUUCUUUUCAAGAUACUGAAUAUGAAGAUUUUAUAAAGAACAACAUGGGAAACACCACUAGUGACUUGGAGACCUUGGUCUUGAAUCGAAAUCCUAUUGUUGAGCACACAAACGCGGCUUUAUUGGAUCACGAGAAGAAGACUCAAGGCGAAUGGAUAAGACCCCGAAAACCGAGUAACUGCAGUGAAUCGUCAGGGAAACCAGCACAGAUGGAGACGGUUAAUAUUGAAGAAAUAAUAAAAAAUCCGCCAGACUUUAUUGAGUCCAUUAAAUAAAUAUUCCUCUUUUGGAAAAGCGUUUCGCUAGGAAGCUACCGCAUGGAAGGAUGAAUACGUUUACUUUUAUUAGUCCUAAAAUUUAUCAAUAAAGUUGGUGCCCAA
Messenger RNA from Hermetia illucens (black soldier fly), 1679 nucleotides. RefSeq lists its product as uncharacterized. The record is from RefSeq and is a predicted model, not a curated record. The transcript has 5 exons. NCBI's taxonomy places the organism in Eukaryota, Metazoa, Arthropoda, Insecta, Diptera, Stratiomyidae. Bases 35 to 1225 code for a protein of 396 amino acids.